This is a messenger RNA of Capsella rubella, 890 nucleotides long. Its product is annotated as WUSCHEL-related homeobox 2. The transcript is spliced from 2 exons. Bases 37 to 822 code for a protein of 261 amino acids. Lineage: Eukaryota; Viridiplantae; Streptophyta; Magnoliopsida; Brassicales; Brassicaceae. Gene Ontology annotation, molecular function: DNA binding; DNA-binding transcription factor activity. The record is from RefSeq and is a predicted model, not a curated record. Gene Ontology annotation, biological process: plant organ development.
UCCAAAAGAUAACAUAAAACUUUGAGCCACACACACAUGGAAAACGAAGGAAACACAGGAACUGGAAGUAGUUCAAGAUGGAACCCAACGAAAGAUCAGAUCACGUUGCUAGAGAAUCUUUACAAGCAAGGGAUACGAACUCCGAGCGCCGAUCAGAUACAGCAGAUCACCGGCAGGCUCCGUGCGUACGGCCAUAUCGAAGGUAAAAACGUCUUUUAUUGGUUCCAGAACCAUAAGGCCAGACAACGCCAAAAGCAGAAACAGGAGCGCAUCGCAUACUUCAACCGUCUACUCCACAAGACCUCCCGUUUCUUUCACCCUCCUCCUUGCUCAAACGUGGGUUGUGUUAGUCCCUACUAUAUACAGCAAGUAGGUGAUCAUCAUAAUCAUAUCAACCAACAUGGAAGUGUGUACACAAACAAUCUUCUUCACAGAAACAAUGCGGUGAUUCCGAGUGGUGGCUACGAGAAACGGAGUAUCACAGAUCAUAAUAAGAAAAAACAACUCUCAGACAUAACAACAAGAACAACAACAACUCGGAUGUCCAUGUCUUCAAGAUUUGACAGAUUUGCCCUUCGUGAUCACGGUGAGGGCAUUAACGUCAAUUCUAAUGGACGUGAGACGCUACCUCUGUUCCCACUUCAGCCUUUAGAUGGGACUAUCGGCGAUGGUGCGGAGAAUUCCAGUUUUGCCACUGGGAGUGAUCCUCCAGUGGUUUGUUUGGGCGAUGACGGUGGACAAGAGCAGCCGUUUAUGAUCGAUUUUUUCUCUGGUGGUGGUUCUUCUUCUAGUCGUUUCGAUAAUAAUGGAAAUGCGUUGUAACGAGUACUGUUCAAUUUAGAUAUAUGUUUUUUUUUUUUUUUUGUAUUUUUGAUAAAAAGUUUUUUUUU